This is a messenger RNA of Vigna radiata var. radiata (mung bean), 819 nucleotides long. Its product is annotated as putative disease resistance RPP13-like protein 1. Lineage: Eukaryota; Viridiplantae; Streptophyta; Magnoliopsida; Fabales; Fabaceae. The transcript is spliced from 2 exons. The record is from RefSeq and is a predicted model, not a curated record. The annotation marks the transcript as partial.
AUGGCAGCAGAACUUGUUGGUGGUGCUCUUCUUUCGGCUUUUCUCCAGACUGUGUUCGACAAGAUGGCUUCACCUCAAUUUGUAGACUUCUUUCUUAGAAGAAAAUUUGAUGAGAAAUUGCUCGCAAAUUUGAACAUCAUGCUUCACUCAAUCAAUUCUCUCGCUGCUGAUGCAGAACAGAAGCAGUUCAGAGAUCCACACGUGAAAGCAUGGCUUUUUGCUGUCAAAGAGGCCGUGUUUGAUGCAGAGGAUCUCUUGGAUGAAAUAAAGUAUGAACUCACCAAAUGUGAAGUGGAAGCUGAAUCUCAAUCUCUCACUUAUAAGUUGAAGGACUGUAAAUAUUGCUUAUGUUUGCCUCCCCUUGGACUUUUGUCAUCUCUCAAGACCCUAAAAAUUAUAGGCCUCGAUGGAAUAGUGAGCAUUGGUAAUGAGUUCUAUGGGAGCGAAUCCUCUUCAUUUAAGUCCUUGGAAAGAUUGGAAUUCUACAACAUGAAAGAAUGGGAAGAAUGGGAUUGUAAAACUGAUUCUUUUCCGCGACUUCAAACUCUAUCUAUGAAUGAAUGUCCCAAGAUGAAAGGCCUGUCAGAACAACUUCUUCAUUUGAAGAAACUAAUUAUUCGUUCCUGUGAAAUACUUGUCAUUAACGAACACUACAUGGAUCCAUCGACUCUUAAAAUCUUGAGAAUUUAUUCGUGUCCACUUACAAAUGUUCCCAUUACCCUUUACAACUUCCUUGAAGAAAUGGAGAUUAAUGGAGGUUGUGACUUUCUUACAACCUUUCCACUUGAUUUGUUUCCAAAGCUCUGUUCACUUAAAUUG